UGAAGGCUGGAGGAACCGGACCAGAAGCGACUUCCGCUGUUUUUUUUAAUCAUCGCAUUUGGGGCAAGCUAACUAGCCAUUUACUAGUAUUAACGGACAAUCCUUCCAUUUUCGUUGUUUAACGUAGCUUUUGUUUCUUUUUAAGAAUGUCAGAAAGAAAAGUCUUAAACAAAUACUACCCGCCAGACUUCGACCCAUCUAAAAUCCCCAAGCUCAAGCUCCCUAAAGAUAGGCAAUAUGUGGUCCGGCUGAUGGCUCCCUUUAAUAUGAGGUGUAAGACCUGUGGGGAAUAUAUUUACAAGGGGAAGAAAUUUAACGCCCGUAAAGAGACUGUGCAGAAUGAGCUGUACAUGGGACUGCCCAUCUUCCGCUUCUAUAUCAAGUGUACACGAUGCUUGGCUGAGAUCACAUUUAAGACUGAUCCGGAGAACACAGACUAUGCCAUGGAACAUGGUGCCACAAGGAACUUCCAGGCAGAGAAACUGCUGGAGGAGGAGGAGAAAAAGAUAAUAAAGGACAGAGAGGAGGAGGAGUUGAAUAACCCUAUGAAGGUGUUGGAGAAUCGUACGCGGGACUCAAAGAUGGAGAUGGAGGUUCUGGAGAAUCUCCAGGAGCUCAAAGAGUUAAACCAAAGACAGGCUUCAGUGGACUUUGAAGGAAUGCUAGGAACAUACAAAGUGCUGGAACAAAGGGAGAGAGAGAGGGAGAAGGAGGAGGACGAGAGGGAGACACAGGAGAUGCUAGAAAGAGCUCUAGUGAAGAGGUUGAGGGACUCAGACUCUGACUCAGACCAGGAGAGUGAGAGCUGCAGCAGCAGACCCAAGAAACCCAGCAUAGACCGGCCUACUGACAUCCUCACCACAGACAAACUCACAGACACACAGGGGCCCUCGGUGGGAACAUUGAGGAAGCCGAAGGUGGCGAGCUGGGAAAGAAGUGUGGGGGGGCUGGGAGGUGGAGGGGCACUGGGAAGCCUGGUGGUUAGAAAGAAACCAUCCAUCCCUAAACAAGGCACUCCAGUGCCCCCUGCAGGCCCUAACACACAGACAGUUCUGAAGACGGUAAUUUCUGCUGCAACCUUGACGACAGAGACUGCCAAACCAGUCACCACACAGAAUGGGUCAUCAUCUCUCAGCCUCCUUGGGGCGUAUUCUGACAGCAAUGACAGUAACGACAGUGAAUGAAAAUCUGGCAAUGCUUUGGCUACUCAAAAUGCUCAGCCAUCGACUGAAAUGUACUGACAUGGACCACAGUUUCAUUGGAUAUAGAAAUCUGUUGAUAUGAUUUUGAACAGUUCAUGAAAAGUCAAUCCAGAAAAGUAAUGGACUGAUGUGAGAUCAGAUUGUUAUUUGUAAGCAAAGGGUAUAAUUUCAUGUGUAUGUUGUUAUAAAUAAGAGAAAAAACAGAGGGGCAAUUGUGAGGUAAGAAACAACCAAAUACUAUAAUAGCAUCUAAUCAUUAGCUGUGGUAUAUUGGCCACAAACCCCAGAGGUUUCUAAUGGCUAUUAUAUUUCUGUUACCAACACAGAACAAUAUGAGAAGAUAUUGAGGGUUUGGAGCCAGAGGGGCAUAAGUGUCAUUUAACAAAUUUUACAGGAGAGCCAAAACUAAAUUUGGCCAAAGCCCAUUUUUAACAGUUAGGUCUUUAAGAUUUAUUGUUUUAUUCUUUAUUGGUCAUGAUGUCACUUCUUUCAUUUUGGCACUGAACAGAACUCGAGAGCUUUCAUUUGAUAUAUAUAUAUAUAACUCAUAUUUGCCCAAAGUGUCACUUAUGCCCCUCUGGCCCCCCUUGAUAUGCAGUGCUCAUGGUAUUGGGCCUGAUAUGCCCCAGCUGGACUCAAACAGGGUUUAAAUUGCCUGGUGUAUAUCUGCUGUAAGUACAGUGGUUGUUUCAGAGUACAGGAGAGUUUUUGAGUCUUGAUUUGUGAACCCUACCCCAGAUUUAGUUUUCACCUGGUAUUUUAUAAAAUAACUUUUUUAAAGCCACUACCCUCCA
Esox lucius (northern pike) is the source of this 1996-nucleotide messenger RNA. RefSeq names its product YJU2 splicing factor homolog (gene yju2). Gene Ontology annotation, biological process: mRNA splicing, via spliceosome. The coding region runs from base 147 to 1184 and encodes 345 amino acids. The record is from RefSeq and is a predicted model, not a curated record. Lineage: Eukaryota; Metazoa; Chordata; Actinopteri; Esociformes; Esocidae. The transcript has 8 exons. Gene Ontology annotation, cellular component: U2-type catalytic step 1 spliceosome.